ACCACACUACAAUACCUUAUUCCUAAGCUUAAAUUCGACGCUACCCGUCUCCUCCUUCUCUACUCGCUUCCCUCUCUUGACGUUCAAGUCACCACCAACCAGCCAUCCAUCCAACAUCAAGCUCGCCAAGAAACAUCUUGCAGCUCCCGGCGAGGCACAAGCACAGCCAUCCCGUCUUGGCGUGGUCUCUUGCGAGUCUUGAUCCGACUACAUCCGUACUAGCAGCCUUGCACACACAUUGGAAAGCAAACAAGCCACCAACGCUUACGCUAAAGCAACUUAACAACAACAACAACAACAACGCCAUCAUCGCCAUGGGUAUCUUUGGAAAGCGUCGUGAAAACGCGGCGACCGCCCCUGCCAGCGGCCACGCCAACGGCCACCACGGAGUCGCCAACAACAAGCGCCACACCGCCGAGCCGUACACCAUGUCCCGCCGUCCUACCUUUGGCCAGUGGCUCAAGGGAACGUUCAUCGACAUCAUCACCAUGAUCUGCAUGGGCGCCCUCGGUCUCGGUAUCUACAUGGCCCCUCCCGCCCCGAACCGCUCCUUCGCCGUCACUUUCGCCGACGGCGAGGUCGUCUACCCUCAGUUCGCCUACCCCCUGCGUAACGAGAUCAUCCCCAUCUGGCUCGCCGCCUUCCUGGCCUCCGUCAUCCCCAUCUGCAUCAUCCUCCUCAUGCAGAUCCGCAUCCGCUCCUUCUGGGACGUCAACAACGCCGUCAUCGGCCUGCUCUACUCGCUCAUCUGCGCCGCCGUCUUCCAGGUCUUCCUCAAGUUCCUCAUCGGCGGCCUGCGCCCCCACUUCCUCGAGGCUUGCCAGCCCGACCUGUCCCGCGUCACCGCCAACCAGGGCGGCAUCGCCCGCACCGGCUACAGCGCCGCCGGCUUCCAGUCCCUCUACGUCACCAAGGAGGUCUGCACCGGCGACCAGAAGGAGAUCAACGACUCCCUCGAGAGCUUCCCCAGCGGCCACACCACCGCCGCCUUCGCCGGCCUCGGCUACCUCUACCUCUACCUCAACGCGAAGCUCAAGGUUUUCUCCGACUACCACCCGGCCAUGUGGAAGCUCAUCGUCACCUACAUCCCCAUCCUCGGCGCCGUCCUCAUCGGUGGCGCCCUCACCAUCGACGAGUUCCACAACUGGUACGACGUGUUCGCCGGCGCCGCCAUCGGCACCGUCUUCGCCUUCUCCGCCUACCGCAUGACCUACGCCGCCGUGUGGGACUUCCGCUUCAACCACAUCCCCCUGAACCGCGGCCAGCCCUUCUCCUACGGCGCCGGCGCCGAGCUCUACGACGCCGUCUUCACCCGCAAGGCCGGCUGGGGCAACCGCGGCUCCGGUGGCAUGAUGCACGGCGCCGAGAAGCACCUUGGCCAUGGUCAAGGCGCAACCACCGGCAUGCAUGGUUCCGGUGUCAACGAUUAUGGUGAGCCUGUUGGCUCUCGCAAGCCCGUCGGCUCCGGGUCGCGUCAUCCCGAUGCGAUGGUCUAAGCCUGUGACCCGCUCCCCCAUCAUUAUCCUCUUUUUUCGACGGAUGCUCGUGAAGCACCCCCCAUCGAACGUCGAUCAGCCGACGAGUUGAAAACGCAUGAGCUUUUGCCACAUUGGCAUUGGAGUGUUUGGAGUUUUGAGACUAACGAGUGACGGCCUUGCUGGGAAGACAUACACAUAAUACCCUACGGCACGAGAGUGCGUAAAAUAAUCUUUCCGCGCGUUGGUAGG
This is a messenger RNA of Colletotrichum navitas, 1727 nucleotides long. RefSeq names its product PAP2 superfamily protein. The record is from RefSeq and is a predicted model, not a curated record. Gene Ontology annotation, molecular function: phosphatidate phosphatase activity. The coding region runs from base 315 to 1496 and encodes 393 amino acids. The transcript has 2 exons. Gene Ontology annotation, biological process: phospholipid metabolic process. Lineage: Eukaryota; Fungi; Ascomycota; Sordariomycetes; Glomerellales; Glomerellaceae.